AUGCUCGCUGAUGCCCUGAACGAAGAACCUGUCGAUGCCAACCUCCGGAUGCACCACAUUAGUGCUUGUAGUCAUACACUUGGUAGCAUCAAAGAACGACUUCGAAAGCCCGAGGCAGAUCUGGCCAAACCUGACAAGCUUACGCGCUUCCAACGGAAGCUCAAAUGGCCCUUCACUUCGGACGAAAUGCGAGAGCUGCUCUCUGAACUCGACCAGCACCAAUCUCGUAUUCAGCUUGCACUGUCGGCAGACACGAUGAAUGGUAUCCUGCGACUGCUGGCCCGACAGGAGGACUCGCAGUUCGCAGCGGCCUUGCUUGCAGAUGACGUGAGGAAGACCCUUGAGAUCGGCGUGCGUGUUCAAGUCGAUUCCCGGCGCCAGACGGUGUUAGACUACUUCAUGAAGCCCGAGGUCAACCCUCAGCCCAGUUUCGAAAGGAGUAUCAAGCUAAGACACCCUUUGACGGGCUUGUGGAUUCGGCACUAUCCGAAUGUCCAGAAUUGGCUCACAAUCCCCCAAUCUCAUGUGUGGCUCAACGGCAUUCCCGGAGCUGGAAAGACGGUCUUGGCAGGGACAAUCAUCGAAGAUGCUUUGCGACUAAGCAACGAGAGAAUAUGCGCGGCAUUCUUUUACUGCGAUUAUCGAAACGACGAGACCAAGGUCCCAUCGAGUAUUCUAGGCGCUGUUGCCUGUCAGAUAGCUCUACAGAAAGGCAAAGCAUUUGAUGUGCUACAACGGUACUAUAACGCCCUUCACCCAAGUAACCGGCUGCGUAGGAAACCAUCAAUCGAGGGUCUCACGGCCACCAUCACAAUCAUGUCCGAGCUAUACGACCAGCUCCUCCUCGUAGUCGACGGGGUCGACGAGUGUAUCGAUUCGACUGGCGACGUGUUAUCCGCGCUUCUAAGCAUCUCAUCUAUCGACAACAGUUCACUGGCUAUAUUGAGUCGGGAUGAGGGAAACAUGCGCGAGAUUCUCGGAGUGGAAGCAUUCACAGAAAUCGAGAUAGCAGCCACAACUCGAGACGUUGAACUCUACAUCACGAGCGAACUGGAAGCGCGAAGAAGGCUCCGUGAUCUUACCGCCACUAUGAAGGAGGAGAUAUUAAACACCCGUGAGUGGCUAGCUACCAGAUUCGCCUUGUCUCUGCGCCAGGAAAUUAACCCGACACUAGUCAAAGACCGAGCGGAUGGAAUGUUCCGCUGGGUAACAUGCCAAUUGGAUUAUCUGUGCCAACUCAUCACCGAUAGAAAACGGCGAGAUGCAUUGAAGAAGCUACCCCCCGACUUACCGAAGAGCUAUCUUCGAAUUCUCGAAGGAAUACCGAAAUCCCAGUCAGAUUUAGUAGAGAAGGUCCUCCAUCUUGUCGCCUUUGCCGAUCCGCAACUCACGAUUGAAGAAUUAUGCUCGGCCGUUUCGGUCUCCAGUAUAGACGAAGAGUUGGACAAAGAAGAUUACGUUCCAUGUGCCGAAAUCAUGCGCUACUGUAGCAGCUUACUUCAUAAAUCAAACAAGGACCAGCAUCUCGAGUUCGCCCAUUUCUCUGUUCGGCAAUUCCUAAAGAGCAACUUCUCCUCGGAUCCAGCCAUCAGUCGGCACAAGAUCACCAAGUCGCGCGCGCAGAAUAUCCUUGCCACCCAGUGCCUUUUCAUCCUUCAGAGUCCCAACUUUCAGAGGCACCCGCUUGAAGCAAAUGAAGAACUCAAAGACGUAGUGAGCAGAAUGGCAGACUACCCAGUGUACAAAUAUGCUUCCUGGUGGUGGAUGAGGAAUGCCAGAAAUCAUAUGAGCGAUCUCCAACUGUUCAAUCUGGUAAAACAACUGUUCGAUCCUCAAAAAAGUGGUGUCUUCAUAUCGUGGAGUGUUGCUUUUCAUCUUCAACUUCUACAACAUCUACUCUUCGAAGGUGCGGUCUACCUAAGAGGUCUCGAUAUCGGAGAGGUUGAGGUCCUUCUAGUGGAUACGAUUCUACACGGAACGUUCAAGCCAACUCACCAAGCAUCGUUACUAGCCAUACCGGAAAUCUGCCGCUCACUCAUUGAUAGCGAGCGAGGAUAUGGUUCCUAUGAAAAGCUGGAGUCUCCGCUGGCUUUGGUCCUCACUGGACCAGGCUACCUGAUAGGCAGGUUGCCCGGCCUGGCUAACAAGUUCAGUUACUCCGCGGUGGAUGAUGCUGAGGAAGAAGAGCAAAGCGUCCUCGUUUCUUGGGCGGUUUCUGGGUUUUCCAAAGAACCUGGUUAUCUCGAAAUUGCAGCGGCCUUCAUCAGGGCCGGUUUCCAAUUCAAGUUCGGUGGUCAUGAUGAGCUGAGACUACACAAUGUCCGGUACACGUACAUCAAAGAAGAUAAUACCGAGAGAGCUUUCGAAACUCUCAUCAAGGCUCUCAACCCCCUGGUUCGAACAUCAUCUGAUGCUAAAGAUUUAUGCUCCUGGGCCUGGAAGACCGCGGUCAGUCUGGCGCUGAAAGUUACACGAGACCCGUUUCUUAUAGAUACGAGCAUAUCUCUUUCCCAUGAGUCUGUGGUCGAAAAUGCCUGGUACGCGGUCAAUAACAGCGAUCCAGGAAUGCUCGAGAGAGCACUGCAGGACCCGAGGCUCAAGGUCUCCGCAUCGGGCGAGGGCAAUCGGUCGCUGCUUACACUGGCCAUCCAUGUUGGCUCAUCCAAAAUCGCCAAGAUCCUGAUCGAUGGAGGCUGUAACGUGUCAGCCGAAGACCGGGGUCAUCGGCGCCCUUUGCACCUUUGGGCGAAGAAACGUAAUUGGUCUGGGUCAAACCAAGAACAUAUCUUUCGUCUGCUCGUCAAAAACGGCGCAUCCAGCUCGGUACAGGAUGUCCAUCGUAAAAGCGUAUGGCAUAUAGCGGUGUCGAACUUGAAUGCGUUGAAGUUGCUGGUAGAAGCAGAGGACAUAAGCUGUAUCAGCGAGGUGCUAUCCACCGCGGAUAAUGAUGGCUACACACCAGUCACGGCGGCGCUGCGGAAACAAAAGACGGACUGCAUUCUUAUCCUUCUUCAACACUGCAAUGGCGGCGACGCUUAUUGGCAGAGCCCCGAGCCUAUCUUCGCACUUGCUGCAGGAGUGGGUAGCGAGGCAGUCGUCAAAGCCCUGGUCUCGCAAGGUGCUGAACUCGAGACGCUUCAAGAGGACAGAACUACACCCUUCAUCACCUGA
This is a messenger RNA of Anthostomella pinea, 3171 nucleotides long. Lineage: Eukaryota; Fungi; Ascomycota; Sordariomycetes; Xylariales; Xylariaceae. The record is from the annotation of a GenBank genome assembly.